CUGAACUUUGGGAAAGUGAGCACAACUAGUGCAAACCGUGGAGACUGGCUAACCGAGGAGGUGGAACUCAACACUAAAGGAGGCAGAGAUGAUCGCAACUAUCUAUGGGUGUCGCUGAAAAUGCGGUCCGAAAACCCAUUUCUGUCCCUGGUCCUGCCCAGUAUACUGAUCAUUGUUUCAGAUGUGGUGAGCUUCUCCUUGCCACUGGGAGGGGGCGAACGUAUCCCAUUCAAGGUUACACUGGUUCUCAGCUUCAUCAUGUUCCUCAUCAUCCUCAACGACCUACUGCCUGGAGGAGGCCAGUGCAGCCCCAUCAUCCUCAACGACCUACUGCCUGGAGGAGGCCAGUGCAGCCCCAUCAUCCUCAACGACCUACUGCCUGGAGGAGGCCAGUGCAGCCCCAUCAUCCGAAAGCACUUCUGUUUCUGUUUGGUCAUCCUGGUGUUGAGCACGUUGCAGUCUAUGGUGCUCACACGCCUGGCUAAGUGUGGCACUCUCUGGCCCUGCAGCCUCUCCAAGUCCAAAGACUCACUGCUUAAAGACACAGACAAUGAAGAGGUAUCCAAAUCUGAUAUUACUGUCAUCAAACUGAAAGCCUCCGAGGAAAAGAAGAAGAAUACAGCCCUCCAGAAGGUGGUGAAGUUUCUCGACAAAAUGGCUGCACAAGAUCAGAAAAAAGCAAGACGCCAUCGCUUUGCCAACAAAGUGGACUUGAUCUGUUUCUGUAUCUAUCUCACCGUCCUCAUCGUUUACGCAGUCCUCAUUUUAUAUUUCUCCUUUGGUUCUUCAUCAUCUCCACGAACAACAGACAAGGAGCCAGAGAUCAUCAGACACCAGUGGAUAACUGAAGUACCCAAAAAGACCGUAGCUGUCAUACUGACAGAGACUUGUUAA
Molecule: messenger RNA, 894 nt
Organism: Oncorhynchus masou masou (cherry salmon)
Lineage: Eukaryota; Metazoa; Chordata; Actinopteri; Salmoniformes; Salmonidae
Exons: 5
Coding region: 121-894 (257 amino acids)
Biological process (GO): monoatomic ion transport
Cellular component (GO): membrane
Source: RefSeq, a predicted model, not a curated record